GCCCUUCUCCUUCAUCUGCUCAUUCCUCUUCGUCUUCUCAUAUUCCCGCCAACGAUGACGUCCAAGACAACAGCCAGUGGUGGAGCACCGCCCAGCUACCAGAGUGCUCUAUCCAGCAAUGAAAUCCUUCGGCACGAAGGCGAGCCAGGCAAGGCGAACAUGAAGGCGGAUGAGAAGGGUGGGAGCGGCAACGGCAAUUCGUCGAGCAGUGCUUCUGAAGCAGCCGCAUCUUCCUCUCAGAUCUUUGCGGCGACUGAUGCUGGCAAGCUUGAACCAAAGCUUGGAGGACCCGCUGAAGAAUACCGCAGACGAGACGCUGAUAGAUGGCCCAAGAUCGAUCCGAAUGCCUUGACCGUCGCAAUUUAUGGCAUCUACAUCGAGAAUAUUAAACUGCACGCCGAGCCGCAUACUAUCAAGAUCACCGACUUCAAUGGUGGAGUCUUGUGGCAUUUCCUUUUCCCACUCUGCCCGUUCUCUGAGCACGUAGUGUUUCUGAAGCACUUCGAGAACAAGGGAACAGUAUGGAUGGUAUUGGGCGAUCAACAAGUCGACAAUCCUCGUAAAGUCAGGAAGGGAGCAGGCUGGCCCUGGACCAAAGGAGCGGAGCCGCCAAUGCCCGAACACUAUGUAUGGCGACGAAGGCUCAAUGCGAAGGAAGUAGUUGACUGUGCCGAUGGCAGAACAUCGAUCUUCACUCCCAAGAUCAGCGAUGCGGAGCGGCAAGUCUUUUCCCACGAAAAGAAGCUGGCACUGACUGAUUCCCUCGAGUUCAGUGUGCCUGGGACCGAUCGAACGUUCGUAUGGCUUUGCAAUGACAUCAUGAGAAACACAAGGCAGUCGAGAUGGGAUCGAUUGACCUACGUCCUGCACGAAAAAGCCGAUUUGUCGUGUACCUACGGCAACACUAGGUGGGAGGAGGCCUUUGGACUAUGGCUUCGGCCCGGCCUGCCCAAGGAGCUCGAUCAUGCGCUCAUCGCAUUUGCCCUCGUCAAUCUGAUGUUGAUGCAACAUCGCAUGUGCCAGGAAUUUGUUCAGGAUAAUUAUCGACCCUCGAACGGCAGUGAUACGUACCAACGUCUGUUGGACAUUCCUGCACUGCAGAAGGCAGCUUUGAUUUGCGGGCUCGCGCCGCCACAGUGAGAGGUGGUAACCGUUGCAAUAUCAUGAGAUGAAGCCACAACGACACUGCGAUCGUCUGCCGGCCUUCGCGCCUUCGUCGAACAUGCUACUACGCUCGCGUCGCAAUGAUGAAAUUAUCC
This is a messenger RNA of Jaminaea rosea, 1259 nucleotides long. RefSeq lists its product as hypothetical. Bases 55 to 1140 code for a protein of 361 amino acids. The record is from RefSeq and is a predicted model, not a curated record. The transcript has 3 exons. Lineage: Eukaryota; Fungi; Basidiomycota; Exobasidiomycetes; Microstromatales.